This is a messenger RNA of Kogia breviceps (pygmy sperm whale), 268 nucleotides long. RefSeq names its product adipogenin (gene ADIG). Gene Ontology annotation, cellular component: nucleus; lipid droplet; cytoplasm. The record is from RefSeq and is a predicted model, not a curated record. NCBI's taxonomy places the organism in Eukaryota, Metazoa, Chordata, Mammalia, Artiodactyla, Physeteridae. Gene Ontology annotation, biological process: white fat cell differentiation; brown fat cell differentiation.
GCCAGCCUGGCCUAGCCACACACGCACCAUGAAGUACCCUCUGGUACCGCUGGUGAACGAGCUGACGUUUUCUUUCCUGGUGUUCUGGCUCUGUCUGCCCGUGGCUUUGCUGUUGUUCUUGCUGAUCGUCUGGCUACACUUCUUACUCAUCCAAGAUUCAGAGGAAGAUGACUCAGAUGUUUGCUUUGAUUGGGAGCCCUGGAGCGAAGGCCCCGCCAAGUUUUGCCAGAAGACACUCCAUAGCCAAGAGGAGGAGAGGCCCUGCUAG